This is a messenger RNA of Lasiosphaeria miniovina, 3354 nucleotides long. RefSeq lists its product as uncharacterized. Lineage: Eukaryota; Fungi; Ascomycota; Sordariomycetes; Sordariales; Lasiosphaeriaceae. The record is from RefSeq and is a predicted model, not a curated record. Gene Ontology annotation, biological process: potassium ion import across plasma membrane; proton transmembrane transport; sodium ion export across plasma membrane. Gene Ontology annotation, molecular function: P-type sodium:potassium-exchanging transporter activity; ATP hydrolysis activity; ATP binding. Bases 1 to 3354 code for a protein of 1117 amino acids. Gene Ontology annotation, cellular component: plasma membrane. The transcript has 10 exons.
AUGGGGGAGCCAGGGGAUAAACCCCCAGUACCUCCUUCUCGCUCCCACCGCGGCCCCGACCGGGUUCGCUGGCGGGACGACGAGGUGGACGUAGAAGGCUGUCGCCCAGAUGAUCCCACCGGCGGCCCGGGCCUGCGUCGCAAUCACUCGCAGAGCUCACUCUCGAUUCGCAGCGUCCGCUCCAACACCGGACCCGUGAGUCCGUCAACUGCUCUGCCGAUUCAGUACCGGACAAUUUCUAUCGACAUUGACGACUACAACCGCAAAGGCGAGGUCGCAAAGAAAGCCCAGAAAUCCGCCACUACUGAUCUUGCCGAUCUCGAAUGGCAUACUGUGUCAGUGGACGAGGCGGUCCGGCGCCUGUCCACGUCCGUAGACCAAGGGUUGUCCAGCGAGCAGGUCGAACGAAGGACGGUCAAGUACGGGAAAAACACGCCGUCCUCGCCCGAGAGCCACCGAAUCCAGCAGACCGUGGGAUACUUUUUCAAGGGGUUCGGAUCCGUGCUUCUCGUCGGCUCAAUCCUCGUCUUCGUCGCCUGGAAGCCGCUGGGGCAGCCGCCCGCCACGGCCAACCUCGCUCUGGCCAUCGUGUUGCUUGCAGUAUUCUUCAUCCAAGCCGCGUUCAACAUGUGGCAAGACUGGUCUUCGUCACGCGUCAUGGCGUCAAUCAAGACCAUGAUCCCGAACGAGUGCCUGGUUACUCGGGACAGCGCCCUGGUCUCGGCCAUGGCGGCCGACCUUGUCCCCGGCGACGUCAUCGUCAUAAAGGCCGGCAACAAGUUGCCAGCUGAUGUGAGAUUCGUUCAGGUGUCAUCUGAUGCAAAGUUUGAUCGCUCCGUUCUUACAGGUGAAUCUGUCCCAUUGGUGGCAACCGUCGAGGGCACAGACCAAAACUACCUUGAAACGAAGAACAUUGGCCUCCAAGGCACCCACUGCGCCUCGGGCACUUGCACCGGCGUCGUGGUCGCAACGGGAAACCGCACCGUCUUUGGUCGCAUCGCCACGCUGACAAACGAGCCCAAGACUGAAAUGACACCCUUGGAACGCGAAGUGCUCAACUUUGUCCUCGUCAUCUGCUCCAUUAUGUUCUCCAUGAUACUCUUGGUCAUCAUCCUUUGGGCGGCCUGGUUGAGAAGAAGCUACCCCAACUGGAUCAAUGUUCCGACUCUGAUAGUCUCGCUCGUGUCGGUUGCCGUGGCUUUCAUCCCCGAAGGCCUUCCGGUCGCCUUGACUGCCAGUCUCACGAUCAGUGCCAAUAUGAUGCGCAAGAACAAGGUCCUCUGCAAAUCUCUGAAGACGGUCGAGACUCUGGGUUGUGUGUCUGUCAUCUGCUCCGACAAGACUGGGACGCUCACAGAGAACAAAAUGCUUGUCACAGACUGCGCGAUUGGAGGCCGGCAGAUGAGUGCGGACGAAGCCCGUGACACCCUCGUAGCCGAUCGUACGGCUGAGGGAGGCAUGGCAAGCAACGCGCUCGACCAGCUCCGGAGUGUCUCUGGGCUGUGCAACGCGGGCGAGUUUGAUGCUACCACUAAGCAUUUGCCGCUCGCCCACCGCAAGAUCCACGGCGAUGCCACGGACCAAGCCAUCCUUCGCUUUUCGGAGAGCCUCGGCCCAGUCUCGCAGUUGAAGAACUGCUGGGCCACAAAGUUCGACCUGGCGUUCAACAGCAAGAACAAGUUCAUGAUCAGAGUUCUCGGCUAUACCAGCCCCGACGGGCUGAGCCUCGCUGUCCCCAAUGCCACUGCGGCCAUCUUUGAGCCUGGCGACAUGCUUCUCACCAUCAAGGGGGCCCCAGAGAUCUUGCUUGACCGAUGCACCAACUACACAGACACUUCGGGCGUGGCGUUGAGCUUGACGGCCGCGGCGCGACAGACCAUGGACAAGAUCAAGAACGAGUGGUCUGCCCAAGGACGCCGGGUUCUGCUUCUUGCCCACAAGACAAUCUCAAAGUCGUCGAUUACGUGUUCGCCGUCGUCAGCUGCCUUUGAGGACUGCAUGCUGGAGCAAGCAAGGGGUGGGCUGACCCUCGUCGGCAUGGUGGCGAUUGCCGACCCACCGCGCCAGGAGAUUCCGGAGGUCAUCAGGACGCUGCGCAGAGCCGGAAUCCGCAUUUUCAUGGUUACGGGGGAUUUCGCCCUCACGGCCCAGGCCAUCGCCAGAGACUGCGGCAUCAUCACCCACCCAAACAGCGCCGUCGACAGCGUGGCGGCGCUAUCCAGGGAGCCGAUGGCAAAAGAGCGGAAAAAGGGCCACCACACGCCCGAAGAGGAAGAGUCGACCGGGUCAACGUCCAUCGUGCUGACCGGGUCCGACCUCAUGUCGAUGAACGACGCGCAGUGGGACUGGCUGGUGGCGGCGUACACGGAGGUGGUGUUUGCGCGCACGACACCGGAGCAGAAGCUGCGCAUCGUGCGCGAGCUGCAGGCGCGCGGCCACGUGGUCGGCAUGACGGGCGACGGCGUUAACGACGCGCCGGCGCUGCGGGCCGCCGACAUCGGCAUCGGGGUGGGCAGCGGCAGCGACAUCGCCGUCGAGGCCGCCGACAUGGUCCUGCUCGACUCGUUUUCGAGCAUGGUCGAGGCCCUGCGCUUCGGCCGCAUGAUGUUUGACAACCUCAAGAAGACCAUCGCCUACCUGCUCCCCGCCGGCAGCUUCAGCGAGUUCUGGCCCGUGCUGACCAACGUCGUGUUCGGCGUGCCCCAGAUCCUGAGCAGCUUUCUCAUGAUCAUCAUCUGUUGCUUUACCGAUUGCCUGGCGGCGACGGCGCUGGCGUACGAAACGCCCGAGGCCGACGUGCUCCUGCGGCCGCCGCGCAAGAUUGGCGUCGACCGGCUUGUGGACUGGAAGCUUAUCGUGCAGAGCUACGGCGUGGUGGGCGUGCUCGAGACGGUGGCGUCAUUCGCCAUGGCGUACUGGUACCUCGAGCGCAACGGCAUCGCCUUCAGCGACAUCUGGUUCUCGUUUGGCAACCUGCCCGACACCAUCGACCCGGACUAUUACGCCCAGAAGCUGAACGAGGCCAGCUCCGUCUACUUUGUGACGCUCGUGGUGAUGCAAUGGUUCAAUCUCUUGGCCGUGCGCACCCGCCGCCUGUCCAUCUUCCAGCACCCGCCGCUGUUCAAGGAGACGAGAAACUACUACCUGUUCCCGGCCAUCCUGUUCGCGCUCGGCAUGGCCUUCUUCUGGCUGUACAUCCCGGCGCUGCAGACGGUGCUGGGCACAGCGCCCGUGCCGGUCGAGCACUGGUUCCUGCCCAUGGCGUUCGGCCUGGGCCUCCUCGUGCUGGACGAGGGCCGCAAGUUCCUUGUCAGAACCCGGCCAAAGGGCUUCUUUGCCCGGGUGGCCUGGUGA